Molecule: messenger RNA, 1743 nt
Organism: Kickxella alabastrina
Lineage: Eukaryota; Fungi; Kickxellomycota; Kickxellomycetes; Kickxellales; Kickxellaceae
Product: ATG C terminal domain-containing protein
Exons: 4
Coding region: 1-1611 (536 amino acids)
Biological process (GO): piecemeal microautophagy of the nucleus; reticulophagy; autophagy of mitochondrion
Cellular component (GO): phagophore assembly site; extrinsic component of membrane
Molecular function (GO): phosphatidylinositol-3-phosphate binding
Source: RefSeq, a predicted model, not a curated record
AUGCCCGAGUCCAGGGGCCCGCUGGGUUACCGCAGCAGCCCGCUAGCCUCUCCGCGCUCGCCGCGAAAGCAAAGCCGCCAGCCCGGAAGACCCGCACGUCGGUCCGCCAAGCCCAAGAUCGAACUGCGCGCGACGCAUGUGCACGCCGAGUACAAGCAGUUUUCAGAGGACUCGGCGACAGCGUACGAUCUGGGGCUGAAUGUUGGAAUGCUGGAAAUCCUGGACCAGCUCGAGUCAUCCGAGUGGUCCAAGUUCCUCACUCGCCGCCGCGACGCCAAAACCGGCCUCCCUUCGACCUUGCACUCACUGGCGACCACCCGCAACCGCGACUUGCUCACGAAGGGCACUUCCGACUCUGAUCGCGAGCUGCGCGUCGACGUCGAGAUCAGUCCUCUGCGGUGCUAUAUCCACCAGGACGCGCUGGAUUUCUUGAUUGCGUUCUUCGAGACGUCUGAGCGGCAUUCUGCCAUUCUAGCGAAUAUCAAGCGGGCGCAGGAGCAGGCCAUGACUCCCGAACGCAGGGCGAGCUCUGUCAAUCACCCGUACUUCCAGAUUGUCCGCAUUGCUCCUAUCAAUGUCAUAUUUGACUACAAGCCCCGGCGACUGCGCACAGCCGGGACUUCCUUGUCUUCGUCACGCAAGCCCGUCGAGUUGCUCAACUUUUUCCCGCUGGAGGACGCCGAGAUGACGCUGAACACGGUCAAGGUGCGCGGAGUCGCCGGCAUGUCCAAGCUCAUCAGAGAGCUGGGCAGUUCCUGGCUGCCACACCUGACGCAGACGCAGAUUCCCGGCGUGGUGUCGGGCAUGACGCCGCUGCGAUCGCUGGUCAAUAUUGGUUCGGGCAUGGCCGAUUUGGUGAUCCUACCCCUGGAGCAGUACCGCAAGGAUGGGCGUCUGGUGCAGGGAAUCAAGCGGGGCGCAAAGUCCUUUGCCAGGACUACUGCAAUGGAAGCCAUCCAGCUGGGCGCCAAGGUCGCGAUUAACGCACAGACGCUGCUCGAGCAAGCCGGUGACAUUCUUAACGUUGACGUGGCUAGCGGCGAGUCUAGCAACCCGAACUCGCACGACGGCCGGCUCGACGGCACACACUCUCCGCAUGGCGCCGACCAGCAGCCGCACAUUGUGGUCGAUCUGGCGGACUGGCCGGAUUAUAUGUCGGCGGACGGGCACGGAAGCUUGGCAGGCACAGAGCACAGCGCGAGCAUUGCCGGCGGUAGCGGGGGGCGGCGGAUCAGCUUCAACAAGAGCAAAUACGCGCGGCAGCCGGAGAACCUGAGCGAGGGCAUGCGCCAGGCAUACAUGAGAUUGCGCAGCAAUGUUGGCGACGCUGUGCAGACCAUAUUGGCCAUUCCGGUGGUUGUGCAGGAGAGCGAGGCGGACGGCUACCUGGACGAUAAUGGUGUUCCUGGGAGAUCGCCGGUGCAUGGGUCGGUCAGGGCAGUGGUGCGUGCGGUGCCGGUGGCUGUGUUGAAGCCCAUGAUCGGUGCCACUGAGGCGGUCUCGAAAACGCUGCUGGGCCUGCGCAACACCAUGGAGCCUGCGCGCCGGGGCCAGCUCGAGGACAAGUACAAGAGCCGCAGCCUGAACGCCAAGAAGAGCUAUCCGUCUUGAACCUCGGUCCGCUUGCUUUUGUGUGUGUUUCAAAUUGCCAUUAUUUGAUUAAUUAAUCAUUGCUGAUUUUCUUAUCCCCGCAUCUUUUUUUUGCUGUUAAAAAUGGCGUGUUUUAGUCUCAUUUAUCAGCCC